AUCACAGUGGGGUCGAUGGGUUGAUGGUCGACGGUCACGAAUUGUAGUGUGCUGCAGUCGGCUAGUCAAGCGGAAAAUUCGUAAGAGACGACAAAGAGAGUGGGAGCGAGUUAUUAGAAAGUUUAGCUAAAUUUUUUUGUUUUUACAAUUUUUACAUAUGGUUGUUCAUACAUACAUACUAGGUACAUACAUUACGGCAACUCUUCCUGAGCACUCACAUAUUCAAUAGAUCACUGGGAGUGUAACGUUCACAACCGGCGAGUCAUAGUAGGGGGUGGCGUCCGUGUGAGUCAAGCAUAUUGCUCAUAUCACUCAAAUAGCAGCGCAUGCAGAGAGUGCAGACAGCAGAGCAUACGUUGCUGAUCAUAUGGAGCAGGAGUAGUAAUUAAGCGUACAUGUAUGUAUGUAUAUGACGGUCAAACUUAUGUACCAUACAAGACAUACUUAUGUACAGGCGUAUGCAGUAGAUAUAUUACGUGCCACAAGCAGCGCGCAUAGCGGCAACCACGGGAACGGCAAUAGAAGCAGAAGCUGAAGCAACAGCCAACUGCUAUGGUUAGAAGAAGCAACAGCAGAAAUUAAAUCAUCGUAGAAGUGAGGCCAACAAUGCCGCAUAAUUAAAUUGAAGAGUCUUUUAAGUAGUUACUCAAAUGUGUGUGGUAGCGAUUUGAAAGGUGCAGCUUUUUAAUGAAAAAAUAAUAAUAAUAAUUACAUACAAGUAAUAAAAUAUAACUGAAAACUCUAUAUUUAUUUAAUGUGAGUUAAAUAAAAUUUUAGAGUUGCACUUAAACAAACAAAUUGACGUAUUUGCGAAAAAAGUGAAUAAAAAGCAAAUAUAUUCCAAUGAAAAUUUUGUAACUUAGUGUUUGGAGCAUGGAAAAUAUUACUGCACAUUGCAAAUAUUAGCGCAGACUCAAAUGCAACCGGAAAACUAAAUAUACAUAUGUACAUACAUACAUACAAAUACAAAAUUAAAGCAAGUAUUACCAAAUCACGCAAACUCUACGUAAACGGGUGUGAUAUUAACGUCAGUAUCAUCGAUAAUACAUAUGUAUGUAUAUAUGUAUGCAUGUAAAUAGUGGUGUGAUUAUGCGUGCUACUGGUGUAUAUAUGUACAUAACAUGUAUAUAAACAAUAAACACACAGUUUAAUUGAAACUCAGAAACAGUAAAAGAAAGAACAACAUGAUUAGACAAAUAAUGUUAUGUUGAAAAGUAACUAAACCCAUUUUGAUCGGAGUCUAAUAGAAAAGUCAAUGCAGCAGUGAGAUAAAGAGAAAGUGUACGCAUGAACUUUGAGAUGGAAAAUAUGCAUAAAUCAAUAUAAAUAAUUUGUGGACAUAUGCGUAUGCGCGGCAAUUAGAAAUAUGCUCAAGAUAUUUUGAAAAUAAACAACAUAAAUCAGCAUCCGCAAAUAUUUGAAGUACACAGAUUGACAGCUAAUCAAAUGUACGAGUAAACGCAAGUGAUAACUGCACAAAGAUCAUACGAACAAAAUAAAAUAACGUGAAAAGCGGAACUGUAGUUGUAUACAAACAAAAACCGUUAUCAGUCGUUGACAUUUCGAAUUUUGACAGUGCCGUAUAUAAACUAAACUGCAAUCAGGCGAACCAUAGUAGUUUGCCAGUUGCAGCAGUUAAAGCAUACUCAAAUAAAAUACAUUUAAAAUAAAAAUAGUCUGUCUUCUUUUGAUAUACAUUAGUGAAAAUCACUUAUGCACCCAAACUGAAUAAUUCGCUCGAGAUUUCUAUGCGCAAAUUUAUAAACUCUUAGAACGAGCAAACUCAUUAUGGUUCAAGGAACACUGUGCGGACAUAAAAUACAUACAAACGCAUGGCAAACAGUGAGUUAUAGUAAAAAACCGCAAACGAAAAAUCAACUUAAAGCAAAAGGUGGAGGUGGUGGAAAUACCGAUACACAAAAUACAACAAAUACACAAAUUAAAAAUACAUUGAAUAAAAAUUCUGUAGCAAAAACAAAAUCGCAAACUACAACAUUGCUGUUGAAAGCGGCAGCCAACAGUAAAAAAAUCUCAAGGACGAAGACGUCAACAAAUCAAAAGCUGAAUAUAGCACAACCUACUGCGGCCACAGUGAAGCAGAAAACAGCACCCACUGUUGACAUAAGAAAAACAGCAAUAGCUGCAGUUGGCAGCGUACCAACUCAGCAGCAGCAACAAUAUACACUGCGUAAUCGACAGCAACAGCAGAACGUACAGCGGCAACAGUCGCCCUUAUUGUAUGUUCGUCGUCGGCGCGCAAAUAACGAAAUCAGACAACUUAAACGUGCUCACCGACACCUAUUGACUAGUGGUGGUUGUGACUGGCAGCACCGCCAAGCGACCAAUAGCAGUGCUGCUGGUGUGGCAACCUUACGCAAGCAAGACGUCAAGUGUCCAACGAAGGCCAAUAACAACAACGGUAGUCAAACGAACAGCUGUCGCUGUUCAGCGACAAAGAAGAAACAGCAAAAGUGUCAUCCACCACAACAACAAAAACAACAUAAGAGAAAAUUGCAAAAUUUAGUGAAAAAUGCCCACAGUGGCGGAGGAGCAGGUAGUAAUAGUAGUGGUAAAUCAAAACAGGAGAAAGGUAAACAACAAAUUGGCAUUGAACGUGUUGGAACGAAGAAUUCAAGAGAAUCGUAUGCUGAAUCUGUUAUCUCAUCACGUUGGGAUUCGAUUGAAGAACAAUUAAAUUAUUUGGAUAAAUUACUUUAUUUCUGUGAAGACGAAGAAGAUGCCUGUUGUGCAUGGAAUUGUAAUAUAAACAAAGCUUACGACUGCUGUAGUGUAAGAGCUAGAUCAGAAGAGAUUUAUUACGAAGGUGACGUCGACGACGAUUACGAGAGUGAUUGUAGUGCUGAUUGGAGCGAAUCAGAGAUGUCAACUUCAGACAAGAGUGUGGACGAUGCAGAUAUGCAGUCCACUACAAGUGGUGCAGGAUCUGCAUCCACUAAUACAUCACCAGCCGUUCCUACCUCACAUAGGCGACGCGGCCAUCAGCAUCACCCACGUUUUACGGGUACACGCCGUCCAAAUAUUCCAAAUGUUCAAGAAAUACUAGCUGCAUUAUAUCGAGGUGAUUCACAAAGUGUACUCACCAACUUACGUCAAGCAGCUCAAGCAGUACAAGAUGACAGCACCAUGUCCAUUAGUGGUGGUGGAGGAAGCGAUGUAGAAACAGUAUCUUCGACAAUGGGAGAUUCACAAUAUACCGAUGAGCAAGAUGAAGACUUGGAUUUGCAGCUCACAAAAUCGUCAAUGCUAAACUUGCCCCUUACCGAUUCGGUAACUACGUCGAUGGGUAGCAACAGUCCAACUCCCACGGAUGAAAGCAGUAUGGUUGAUGAAGGCGUGGUAAGCGCACCAACGCCCACCAGUACUACUACAACCGAGAGUGCAACUCCAAAAUCACAAAAAAGUAAAUCUAAACGUGAUAAAAGUGAAAAACUGGAUCGUUCAGAAAAAAAGAAAAAGGCAAAGAAGGAUAAGAGUAAACGUGCAUCAGUUUGUUCAGAUGCAGAUGGUAAUGUAAUAAGUACAGGCGAAGUGAAUACAGCAGCAGAUGAAGGUAUCGCCAUUGAUGAUGAGGAUGUGCAAUCAGCUGAGUGGGCGAAGUUACGUUGUACCAGCGAGUCCGCAGAAAUUGUUGCAGAGCGUGAGGCUCGUCGUAAUAAAGGUCGCUGCGCCGACUAUCCUGGACUCGCAUUUGGCCGUUCCAUAUUCAGCUCGGAUACUAUGAUGAAGUUCAAUAUCAUACGUAACGAAUUGCAUAACAUCAUGAAAACGCAGCUUAAACGGGCCGAAUCAGAAGUAGCUGCAUUGAACCGUCGCAUUCAAUUGCUCGAAGAAGACUUGGAACGUUCAGAAGAGCGUUUGGGAUCAGCCACAGCCAAGCUUUCGGAAGCUUCUCAAGCUGCCGAUGAGAGCGAACGGAUACGAAAAGCUCUUGAAAAUCGUACAAAUUUGGAAGACGACAGAGUAGCUAUUUUGGAAACUCAAUUAGUCCAGGCAAAAUUAAUCGCCGAAGAGGCCGAUAAAAAAUACGAAGAGGUUGCCAGAAAGUUAGUCCUCAUGGAACAGGAUUUGGAACGUUCCGAGGAAAAAGUUGAACUUAGCGAAAGCAAAAUUGUGGAGCUCGAGGAAGAACUCCGCGUUGUUGGUAACAACUUGAAAUCCCUUGAAGUAUCAGAGGAAAAGGCCACGCAAAAAGAGGAGACUUUCGAGAGUCAAAUCAGACUUUUGGAUCAUCAGUUGAGAGAGGCUGAAGCCCGUGCUGAAUUCGCCGAACGUUCCGUUCAAAAAUUGCAGAAGGAAGUCGACAGGCUCGAAGAUGAUAUAAUUGUUGAAAAGGAGCGUUAUUGUCUCAUCGGCGACAGCCUUGACUUGGCCUUUAUGGAUCUGAUACCGGGACUUGAACCAUUCUGGACACCACGUAAUCCCAAACCGCCAACACCUAAAGUGCCAACGCCGACUCCUGAGGAAAUUGCUGCGGCGGAGGCUGCUAAAGCUGAGGCAGAAGCCGCUGCGGCUGCGGCUGCAGAAGCAGAAGCAGCGGCAGCUGAAGCUGGAGCUGGAGCCAACGCACCCGAAGGUGAAGAGGGUGCAGCGAGAAGAGUUUCUAAGGUGCCUUCCACGGAAGGUGUACCAGCUGAGGCUGAACCGGUUAAAGAACCUACACCACCACCGCCACCACCACCACCGUUUGAGUACUCCAUCGAUUUGCCACCAGAAGGUGCUGAAGUGCCAUUCGUUAAGAAUUAUGAACCACCACCACCUGGCGCAGAACCAACAGAGGGCGAAUCAGCUCCUCCCGCCGAGAGUGCCGCACCAGCGGAAGGUGCUCCAGCAGCACCAGAAGGUGGUGCCCCCGCUGCGGAGAGUGCGCCAGCUGCACCUGCAGAAGGAGCUCCUCCACCAGCUGAAGGUGCACCAGCAGAAGCGGUUGUCGCACCACCAGCAGAUGCUGCCGCUCCUGCACCGGCUGCCGAAGCCGCUGCGGCGCCAGCUGCUGAGGGUGCGCCACCCGCGGAAGCUGCACCCGCUGCGGAGGCGGCACCCGCUGCAGAAGCUGCACCGGCGCCAGCAACGGAUGCUGCACCAGCUGCUCAAGCGGCACCAGAACCAGCAGCCACCGCCUAAUUUUUAAUCACUAAAACUUAAGUCCAAACUAAUCCAUAAGCACCUGGAGUGCAGGGGGCGAACCUCUUCUUUGGGCGUGACAGUGGCAUAGGCGAUAAACACAGCCGCUACAAAAAAGCUGCCAGUUUUAGUUGUUUGCAUGAACGCGUUUAGUUUAGAGGAUCCAUAAUUAAUUACAUACAUACAAUUUUUUGAAUACCUACUUAAUUAAAUUAAAGCUAUGCAUUUCUUAUGUUUUUCCUUAAUUAUUAAUAAUAAAAAAUCUAAAAAAAAUUAUACGCUAUUUAAAAACAAACAUUUGAUGUUAGGUACUGUUUUGCUAUGAACGGAGUGUUUAUGUUUUUUCCUUUUUUCAUAUUUAAUGCUAACAACAACUUGCCAAGCUUGAUUCAAUUAUAUUUUUGUUUCGAGAAAACGCUUUUAAAAUAAUAUAACAGUAAACACCGCAAAGUGUCGCGGCUGCCGUACUAACAACUCAACAUGCCGCUAUGCCAAUAUGCCAAUGAAUGAAUGCAGCUGCUUUUGAACAUUGCGCCGUCUAAUGAAGCAAGAAAGGUAAACUUUAUUUUCAUUUUAAUUUGAUUUGUGUACAUUUAUUUCUUUCUUGUUUAUUAUUUAUGUUUUUUUUAUUUGUAUUUAUAUAACUUUAAAAAUAUUGUUUUAUUAUUAUAUUGAAUAAAUUUGUGAUAUUUGUGCAAAGGGCACAAAAUUGGAACAAAUGUUUUAGAAACAUUUUUCAAAGAAUUCAUGUUCUUCGAUAUAUUUUUUAUAUUUUUAUCUGUAUGUAUUCUGUCUUAUUUAAGUUAAUUUAUUGUUUAAAACAUAUAUGUCGUUUAAUUAUUAAUAUUUAUGCUAUUAUUUAAAUGUAUCAUUAAUUUAUUUAUGUUUUUCUGUGUACAAUUUUAUUUUACUUAAAUUUUAAUUUAUUCUAUUUACAAUUCUUUUUUAACCCACUCAACUUCAUUAGACGACCUUGUCUUGGAGAAGGAACGUUACAAGGAUAUUGGAGACGAUCUCGAUACCGCCUUCGUCGAGCU
Messenger RNA from Zeugodacus cucurbitae (melon fly), 6179 nucleotides. RefSeq names its product tropomyosin-2 (gene Tm1). The coding region runs from base 1789 to 5142 and encodes 1117 amino acids. The record is from RefSeq and is a predicted model, not a curated record. Gene Ontology annotation, molecular function: actin filament binding. The transcript has 8 exons. Gene Ontology annotation, biological process: muscle contraction; actin filament organization. Gene Ontology annotation, cellular component: actin filament. NCBI's taxonomy places the organism in Eukaryota, Metazoa, Arthropoda, Insecta, Diptera, Tephritidae.